Cucumis melo (muskmelon) is the source of this 454-nucleotide messenger RNA. RefSeq names its product proton pump-interactor BIP103-like. The transcript has 2 exons. The record is from RefSeq and is a predicted model, not a curated record. The coding region runs from base 116 to 388 and encodes 90 amino acids. Lineage: Eukaryota; Viridiplantae; Streptophyta; Magnoliopsida; Cucurbitales; Cucurbitaceae.
AGCCUGCAAUACCAUAUACAACAUGAAAGCAUUCCGCUUUCUGAGGAAAAGCAAAUUUUAAGAGAAAUUAAACAGCUUGAAGGGACAAGGGAGAAAGUUAUUGUUAAAUGCUGCUAUGAGAGCAAAGCUUCAGGAUUCGAUGGUACAGAAAGAAGCCCUCCAAGAUCAAGUCAAGAUCAUAGGUGGUGAUUUGGAUGGAGUGAGGAAGGAACAACAAGCCAUUAGAGCCAAGAUAAAGCAACUCGAUGAUGCCUUGAAGGCAAUAGACAAUGAAAUUAAAACUUUGCAGGAUGAGCUAACUUCUAUUACAGAGAAGAGAGGCAGAGCUCACGAAAGCAUUCAGCAACUUAGGAAGAAUCGUGAUGAGGGGGUGUGUUGGAUUACUUGAUCUUACCAAUUUUAGUUAUAUAACUGUUUAUAUUGUUCUCUGCAGCAGGCCAGUUAAUGCUAGUUC